GUAUAUAAGGCAAAAACGGUUUGGAAGAAACAUUGUCUACUCAAGUACGAAAAAGCAAAAACAAAAUGACUCCAAUCGUGAUCGCUUUCGCCCUCUGUCUCCUUGGUGCCAGCCAAGCUGCAGUUGUUCGACCAUCGGUCCUACCAGCUGAACAACCCAUUCUCCGUCCAGUGGUCUUACCCGCCCCAGUCGAAGAGGAAUCUGUUGUCCGCCCAGGAGUCUUACCCGCCCCAAUUGAAGAGGAAUCCAUUGUCCGUCCCGGAGUAUUACCCGCCCCAAUUGAAGAUGGAUCAAUUGUCCGUCCCGGAGUAUUACCCGCACCAAUUGAAGAUGGAUCAAUUGUCCGUCCCGGAGUAUUACCCGCACCAAUUGAAGAUGGAUCAAUUGUCCGUCCCGGAGUAUUACCCGCACCAAUUGAAGAAGAUUCCAUUGUCCGCCCUGGAGUUUUACCUGCACCAAUUGAAUCCGAAGACGUACCAGAAGAGGGUGCAGUGAUCCCAGUCGAUCUUCCAGAAGUUGUCAGUGUGCCAGAACCAUCAAGCGACGAUCAAGCUGUUGAAUUGAAAUUGAACAUCCGCGUCCCAAUUGGUGCUAGUGCUCUUUCUGGAAUUUCCGGGAUUUCUGGGAUUUCCGGCGUAUCCGGUGAAACCAGACCAGCAGAGCCCUCCCUUCCUGGUCACAUUGAGGACUGGAUCCGUUAAAUAACCUACGCAUCUAUGAAUCAUUAAUAUGCGCUGUAUAAACUAAAAAUUAGAGUUGAAUAAACAACCGAAUCCUA
Molecule: messenger RNA, 778 nt
Organism: Agrilus planipennis (emerald ash borer)
Lineage: Eukaryota; Metazoa; Arthropoda; Insecta; Coleoptera; Buprestidae
Product: repetitive proline-rich cell wall protein-like
Exons: 3
Coding region: 66-701 (211 amino acids)
Source: RefSeq, a predicted model, not a curated record